Molecule: messenger RNA, 1735 nt
Organism: Dendroctonus ponderosae (mountain pine beetle)
Lineage: Eukaryota; Metazoa; Arthropoda; Insecta; Coleoptera; Curculionidae
Product: protein henna
Exons: 7
Coding region: 163-1554 (463 amino acids)
Biological process (GO): L-phenylalanine catabolic process; L-tyrosine biosynthetic process
Molecular function (GO): phenylalanine 4-monooxygenase activity; iron ion binding
Source: RefSeq, a predicted model, not a curated record
UUCAAGUCAUGAUAUCUCGUUAGUUGUUGCGCAGCGACGAACGCAAGAGGUUUAUCAGUUUAACCAGUUUGGAAAUCCGAGAAGUACUUGAAGGGUAAUGAGAAUUUUACCAUUUGUGGAAACUUGGCCCAAGUUGAUUGACUACAUUUUUUCGCAUUAACAAUGCUGUCCAAAAGUGAAACCAUAAGUAUCCAGCAAUUUGAUGACCAUGGUGGGGAACCCCAAGGAAGUCCACCAGACAUCCCCAAAUUGAUGCCCGGUGGAAAUUACAUCAGAAUAGGACGAGACUCUGCAAAAAGCACAUAUCUGCUUUUUGCGCCUCCCGAAGAAGAAGUGGGCGUUCUAGCCAAGUACCUUAACACAUUUAAGAAGUAUGAUGUCAACCUGUUACACAUCGAAUCGCGCCCAUCCACCAAAAUGCCCGAUUUGUACGAAUUCAUGGUAGAGUGUGCUCCAUCUGGAAGCUUAAACGGUGCCAUUGAGGACAUCAAGAACUCCAGUCAAUAUCUACAAGUUAUUUCCAGAGACUACAAGAAUCAAGAGAACACGGUUCCAUGGUUCCCACGUCGAAUCAGAGACUUGGAUCGCUUUGCAAACCAAAUUCUUUCGUACGGAUCCGAGCUGGAUUCCGAUCAUCCAGGAUUCACGGAUGCCACAUACAGGUCGAGGAGAAAGUAUUUUGCAGAUAUUGCUUACAACUACAGGCAUGGCCAAAAACUGCCUCACGUGGACUAUUCGGAAGCUGAAGUGAAAACAUGGGGAAUUGUGUUCAGGCAAUUGAAAACCCUCUACAGCAAGCACGCGUGCAAAGAACACAAUCACGUAUUUCCUCUUCUCGAAGAGAAUUGUGGAUACAGAGAAGACAAUAUUCCCCAACUGGAAGAUGUUUCGAAUUUUCUACGAGAUUGUACUGGUUUCACCCUACGACCUGUAGCAGGCCUGCUGUCUUCACGAGACUUUCUGGCAGGUUUAGCAUUUCGAGUGUUCCACUCGACACAAUAUAUUCGUCAUUCCAGUAAACCCUUCUACACUCCGGAACCGGAUGUCUGUCACGAGCUGCUGGGGCACGCACCUCUAUUUGCAGAUCCGGACUUUGCUCAAUUCUCCCAGGAAAUCGGACUAGCUUCAUUGGGGGCCCCUGAUGAUUACAUUGAAAAACUGGCAACGUGCUUCUGGUUCACCGUCGAGUUUGGUCUUUGCCGAGAAGCCGAUGGCCUUAAAGCGUAUGGAGCCGGGUUGCUGUCUUCCUACGGGGAGCUUCAAUACGCCUUAGAAGGAAACCCGGAAUACCGCUCUUUUGACCCGGAAAAAACCGCCACGCAGAAGUACCCGAUUACAGAGUACCAACCAAUCUACUACAUCGCCGAGAGCUUUGAAGAUGCCAAAGAGAAAAUGAUAAAAUAUGCAGCUACAAUUCCCAGGCCCUUUGGUGUACGGUACAAUGCCUACACUCAAAGCGUGGAGGUGCUCGACUCUAAGCCUCAAAUUCAACGUUUAGUCAGCAAUAUAGGCUCGGAAAUGUCCAUAUUGAUCGACUCGCUGAAAAAACUGUAGUAUUUGAUCGAUCUACUUACCUACAUAUGUAUAUUUAUUGUAAGAAGGUUUUCAGCUUGCUUGGAUAAUACCCAGCAACAGUUUCGGUGGUAACUGCGCUCUUACCGCGCUUUAAAUAAUUAAGAAUAUUUAUGUGUUACUGUUAUUAGCUUUAAGGCGUAAAUAAAUGCCUAUUUUCUAA